Sphaeroforma arctica JP610 is the source of this 182-nucleotide messenger RNA. RefSeq lists its product as hypothetical. The transcript has a single exon. The annotation marks the transcript as partial. NCBI's taxonomy places the organism in Eukaryota, Ichthyosporea, Ichthyophonida. The record is from RefSeq and is a predicted model, not a curated record.
AUGGCCGAUCAGGUACAAGCAGAGACAGACGCAGAAGGCGAUGAAGCCAGUGACCGCGUUGAUAUCCCUGAUGAGGAAACGGAGAAGGUGACUUGCGCUCUCACAUACUUGCGCAAAGGUGUUGAGUUGCAAGGGGCCGGCGAUAAAACAGAUGAGGAGAAGGGGAUGACGACGACAACCAA